AUGGCGGACACGGAACAGGAAUUUUUCGUUUCUCCUUCAAAACGUCAAAAAAUCGCCCACAGUCGGACGUUUGAGACUGACAUCUUUUCGAAAACUGACGGAGAAUUUAACCAUUACCCCAGUGUCGAAAAACUGGCACAUUAUGACCAAAGUUUUGGGGUAAAUGGCAGUUUUAUAUCUGAAAAAGGAUUGGAAGAGAAUCGCAAUUUGAACGACCUUCGAGUUCCGCCAAUCGAAGGCGAACUCGGACAAGGCGCCGGCGGUAGAUCUGAAGAUCAGUUGUUAGUCACAGGAAAUGGAGUUGGGCCCGCAUCGGUUGAUGACAUGUUGCCACAGUUUCCAGAUAGAAUGACAGAUAUUUCACAAAUUGAACCAAGUUGUAGUCAUUAUCAAACAGAAAAUGAUCCUGGGUUCCUAUCACCUGCUUUUGCUGAUAUUGAUGAUCUGAGUGAUGAAGAUGACAGCGAUGAUUCAUUAUCAGGUCUACGUCUUGGAAGUUGGAAACCUAGUCUUGAACCAGGUUCCAUUAGAUGGGUUGAGAAACAAAUGAUAUUAGGAGCUAACCCCAGAAAUCUUCUGACAAAACUGUUACCACAAAGCACUAUGGUACCACCAGACUUGGAUAACUUCACGAUGUGGAAGAUAAUAAUUAAUAUUCUUAGUGAACCACCAAGGAGGAAGAAACUUACUUAUAUUAAUACUUUUGAUGAUGUAUUACAUCUGUUGAGGACACGAUCCAACAUUGUUGUUCUCACAGGGGCUGGGGUGUCUGUAUCCUGCGGUAUUCCUGACUUCCGAUCAAGAGACGGUAUUUACGCUAGGUUGGCAAUCGACUUCCCUGAUCUUCCAGACCCACAAGCUAUGUUUGAUAUUGGAUAUUUUGAGAAGAAUCCUAGACCAUUUUUCAAGUUCGCUAAGGAGAUUUACCCUGGUCAGUUUCAACCCUCUAUAAGCCACAAGUUUAUGAGUUUAUUAGAGAAACAUAACAAAUUAUUAAGAAACUAUACACAGAAUAUUGAUACAUUGGAACAAGUUGCUGGCAUUACCAAGGUUAUACAAUGCCAUGGUUCAUUUAACACAGCAUCAUGUACAAAGUGUAAAUACCAAGUAAAUGCAGAGGCUAUUCGACAGGAUGUUUUUAAUCAGAUUGUACCACUGUGUCCGAAAUGUAAUUUACCAGAAGACAGCAAACAACUGGCAGUGAUGAAACCUGAUAUUGUAUUUUUUGGAGAAGGAUUGCCUCAAAGGUUUCAUCACCAGAUAGACAAGGAUAGAGAAGAAGUUGAUCUUCUUAUUGUUAUUGGGUCCUCAUUGAAAGUUAGACCAGUAGCAUUAAUUCCAAAUUCCAUUCCAAGUGAUGUACCUCAAAUCUUGAUCAACCGAGAACCACUCUCCCAUGUAUCUUUUGAUGUGGAAUUGCUGGGAGACUGUGAUGUAAUUAUUAAUGAACUGUGUCACAAAUUAGGAGAUGGCUGGAAUCAUCUUUGCACAACUGAGAAAGCACAAUCGGAAACUAAAGACCUUCCAAAGCUUUAUGCAACGCUGCCUACUCCUCCAUAUCUGCCGAGUCUGUUAGCAGACAUUGAGGGCAAGGAUAUGAAUGAUAAGAAACAAACUGAAACUGAACAAGAGCAGCGGAAGUUACCAUCCAGCACAGAUUUGAUAAGGUCUGAUAACUCUGAUAACGAUUGCAAGGAUUCCUCAAAGUCUGUUAUCUCAACUGAUAGUGCGGUAGUUUUGACUGAUCCAGAAGAUGAAGCCCCAGCUGACAGUGCAGUAGUUGAUCGCAGCCGGUCUGCGCUGAGUGAUAACAUUGAUAAUAGCUCCCUCAAGUCCAGUGAAGUAGAUUCUAUCGAUACAUGUAUGUUGACCAGAUCUGAAGACAGCGGCAUGUUCGACUCUCCACAGUGCGUCAACAGCGAAGUGUCUGAUACAGCACAAGAAGAAAAAACGAGUGAUUAUUUGAAAAAUGAGAAGAUAUCCAACAAUUCGGUUGCUGUAACAGAUAAUCAUCGACCAGAAGUAGAUGAAGAAAAUAGCAUGCCGAGUACUGAAAGUCAAUCUAGUUCAUGGUAUCAGUACAGUAUUGCACAGUACUUGACCAAAAACACCUAUCUUCAUAUACCUCCCAAUCGAUACGUCUUCAGUGGAGCCGAAGUGUAUCCUGAUGACUGUGAGGAAUAUGAUUAUGACUACAUUCCCUCAGAGAACGACAGUAGUUACAGUGAAAACACUGACCAGAAUGAACAAAGUGCAAAUACCAGUUACAGCUCAGAAAUAUCUGUAAAUGUAGAAGAGGUGUCUAAAAACAAAAACAUUGAAACAACAGACAAUCAAAUAUUGAAAAAUAAUGGUUUUAACCCAUCUGCAAAAGAAUGUAGAAAGGACUGUGUGUAGAUGCGUGCAUGGAAAAUAAUAAAUUUAUAAAAAUAAAAAAAUUUAUGGAGGGGC
This is a messenger RNA of Saccoglossus kowalevskii, 2451 nucleotides long. Its product is annotated as NAD-dependent protein deacetylase sirtuin-1. Gene Ontology annotation, molecular function: NAD+ binding; histone deacetylase activity, NAD-dependent; p53 binding. NCBI's taxonomy places the organism in Eukaryota, Metazoa, Hemichordata, Enteropneusta, Harrimaniidae. The record is from RefSeq and is a predicted model, not a curated record. Gene Ontology annotation, cellular component: rDNA heterochromatin; nuclear inner membrane; nucleus. Gene Ontology annotation, biological process: negative regulation of DNA-templated transcription.